This is a messenger RNA of Cryptomeria japonica (Japanese cedar), 1053 nucleotides long. RefSeq names its product pentatricopeptide repeat-containing protein At3g12770-like. Gene Ontology annotation, molecular function: RNA binding; protein binding. Gene Ontology annotation, biological process: RNA modification. NCBI's taxonomy places the organism in Eukaryota, Viridiplantae, Streptophyta, Pinopsida, Cupressales, Cupressaceae. The record is from RefSeq and is a predicted model, not a curated record. The transcript has 4 exons. The coding region runs from base 1 to 1053 and encodes 350 amino acids.
AUGCAGCUAGCAGGUGUAAAGCCAGACUCGACAACCUUUUCCAGCCUCCUCCCAGCGUGUGCCAAAAUGGGAGCUUUAGAACAGGGUAUGAACCUCCAUCAAGACAUAAUUGAAAGAGGAUUGUGGUCAGAUGUCUCAGUUGCCAACGCCCUUAUAGACAUGUAUGCAAAAUUUGGAAGGAUACACAAGUCAUCUGAAAUAUUUGACAAAAUACUUCAAAGGGACAUGGUCUCGUGGAAUUCAAUGAUUGGAGGAUAUGCACAAAAUGGGUUUUUUGAAAAGGCUAUGGAAACCUUUAAUCAAAUGCUAUUGGCCGAUAUAAUGCCAGACUUCACAACCUUUGCCAGCAUCCUACCAGCCUGUCCAAAAAUGGAAGCUUUACAACUGGGAAUGAACCUUUAUCAAAGCAUAAUCAAAAGUGGAUUUCUGUCAGGCCUCGUAACUGCAAAUGCCUUGAUAGACAUGUAUGCAAAGUGUUUAACAGACUGCCUCAAAGAGAUGCCAUCUCAUGGAACGCCAUGGUUGCGGGAUAUGCACAAAAUGAGCAUCCUACCAGCCUGCACAAAAAUAGGAGCUUUAAAGCAGAGUAUGGGCAUACAUCAAUUCAUAAUCAAAAGCGGAUUUUCUUCAGAUGUUGUAGUGACCAAUGCCUUGAUAGACGUGUAUGCAAAAUGUGGAAACAUACACGGGGUACGUGAAGAGUUUGACAAAAUGCUUGAAAAAGAUGUCAUCUCAUGGAAUGCCCUGGUUUUAGGAUAUGCACAAAAUGGAUUUUGCAAUGAUGCUCUCAAACUCUUUGAACAAAUGCAGCACUUUGGAACACACCCUGGCCAUGGUACCCCCUUCACGUCUAGGCCUCGUUUUAAGCAAAAGAAAUCGUCAAAGAUGCCAAAACGUGAGAAGAAGACGUGCCUGUAUAUUUCACAGACACGCUUAAAUGACAAAGACACGGUUCUGACAGACACAGAUGCAUUUUUGAGAUUUUUUAAUUGCAAAGUUACUCAAAAACAUAGACACGUUUUUGCCCUUCACAGAUGCGGUUAUAUGACAUAG